GACCGCAGAAGCCAAGUGCUGCAUGAGUUUGCUAGGCUGGACUUCAACAUGGUGCAGACAAUCCACCAAAGAGAGCUCAGGGAGUUAUCCGGGUGGUGGAGGGACUUGGGCUUGGGCGAGCACAUUAGCUUCGCCAGAGAUAGGCUGGUGGAGAGCUACUUCAUGGCGGUGGGGAAGAUGCAUGAGCCACAGUUCUCACAGUACAGGAUGCAACUCGCCAGGGUCUCGUACUUGAUGGCCACCGUUGAGGACAUCUUCAGCGAGCAUCAGUCUGUUGAGGAGCUCGAACGCUUUGUGCAAGUUGUUGAGAGGUGGGAUCUUCAAGCGGCAGAGCAGCUGCCUCAGUCACUGAGGGUCUUCUAUGCGGCUGUCUACAACACAACCAACCAGAUCAGCUACACUGUUCUUAGGAGGCAUGGCCGUGAUAUCACUUCACACAUGAGGAGAGCGUGGGUGAGUGUGUGCAGAGCUUACUUGGUUGAAGCAAGGUGGCACCGUGCCCGACAGACACCAAGGCUAGAGGAAUAUUUGAGCAACAUCCGGGCAGCCAUGACCGGCCCUAUUCUCCUCCCUGCCUACUUCUUCCUCUCCCAAAACAUUGAGGAACAAGCAAUCCAGCAGCUGCAGAAUGAGUCCAACAUCAUCAACUUCUCAUCGAUGAUAGUUCGUCUCUCGGCUGACCUCCAGAGAUCCAGGGUUGGAUUCGGGAGAGGGAACCUGCCUAGAUCGGUCCAGAUUUAUAUGAACGAGGCAAGGGUAGCGGAGGAGCAAGCACGGCAGCACAUAAGGAACUUGCUAAGGGAUGCAUGGAGGAGGCUGAACAGGGAGCUGCUCUCUGCUCAGCAGCAGCAGCAACAGACCGCCUUCUCUCGUUCCUUCAUGAACGUGGCUCUCAACAUUGCGAGGGUCUCCCAGUGCAUGUACGACUAUGAAGAUGGCGUCGGUGUCUUGGAGCAUGAGUCCAUGGACCGUAUCUACUCUCUCAUUGCCGAGCCCAUCCAGACUGCCUAAGCAACUGUUUCCCAAUCUAUCAACCA
Molecule: messenger RNA, 1037 nt
Organism: Nymphaea colorata (pocket water lily)
Lineage: Eukaryota; Viridiplantae; Streptophyta; Magnoliopsida; Nymphaeales; Nymphaeaceae
Product: (-)-alpha-terpineol synthase
Exons: 5
Coding region: 49-1011 (320 amino acids)
Molecular function (GO): terpene synthase activity; magnesium ion binding
Source: RefSeq, a predicted model, not a curated record